Messenger RNA from Aphanomyces astaci, 828 nucleotides. RefSeq lists its product as hypothetical. The record is from RefSeq and is a predicted model, not a curated record. The coding region runs from base 1 to 828 and encodes 275 amino acids. Lineage: Eukaryota; Oomycota; Saprolegniomycetes; Saprolegniales; Verrucalvaceae. The transcript has 2 exons.
AUGCUGGCGUAUGGCGUCUGCGCUGACUCGACCGACGAGUACUGUCGCCUUGGUGAAUCAACAGCCAUCGAAUCCGUGAAGCGCUUUGCAAGAGCUGUCGUCUCAGAGUUCGGCCCCGUGUACCUGCGCGAGCCGAAUGAAGAGGACGUCGAAAAACAUCUCGACCUCAACGAAAGUCGUGGGUUCCCUGGGAUGUUUGGUUCUAUUGAUUGCACCCACUGGGAGUGGAAAAACUGCCCUGUUGCCUGGCAAGGCCAAUAUCAAGACCGCUACGGGAAGCGGUCUAUGAUAUUGGAAGCGGUUGCGACGCAAGAUCUGUGGAUUUGGCAUGCGUUUCUGGGGGCUCCAGGGUCCAACAACGACAUUAACAUUUUGGACAGUUCGACGCUGAUGGUGAAUCUGGCUAAACUUGCAACUUCCAGUGAUGGAUUUUCGAAAAGUCUGAGCAGUCCUUCAACGGAGAAGGAAGAGUACUAUUGUGAACGACAUGAAAGUGUUCGAAAGGAUGGCGAACGUUGUUUUGGGGUCUUGUUUGGACGGUUUCACAUUCUGGCCAAUCCCAGCCAAUUGUGGAGUCGUGACCACAUGCGCGUCGUGUGGCUUGCUUGCAUUUGCUUGUACAACAUGAUCAUCGAGGACGACAACACCAUGGAGCACCACCCCAAUGCAUCGAAAUGGGAUAACGACCUGGAGCGCAGUCGACCUCAGCAGCCAUUGUCCUUCGACGGUUAUUUGCAUCAACGUUCAGCCAUGGUCGACUCCGAUACACAUGAUCUCCUGCGUCAAAGCAUCAUCGAACAUUUGUGGACAGAGCGUGGUAACAUCUAG